Podarcis muralis (Common wall lizard) is the source of this 1857-nucleotide messenger RNA. RefSeq names its product E74 like ETS transcription factor 5 (gene ELF5). Gene Ontology annotation, biological process: cell differentiation; regulation of transcription by RNA polymerase II. Gene Ontology annotation, molecular function: DNA-binding transcription factor activity, RNA polymerase II-specific; sequence-specific DNA binding. Lineage: Eukaryota; Metazoa; Chordata; Lepidosauria; Squamata; Lacertidae. The record is from RefSeq and is a predicted model, not a curated record. Gene Ontology annotation, cellular component: nucleus.
CCACAGGUGGCCUUCCUUCCAGUGUACAACUCGCAGAGCCGGAAAGCCUCUUGGCUUUGGAGACCUGCUUUUGGAUCUAACAAUUCCUUGAGAAGAGAAUAAGCACUCCCAGAAGCACGAUGAUGCUAGACUCAGUAAGCCACAAUACCUUCUUGCCAAACACAAUGCUAUGUGAAUCCCUGAUGUCUUGGUCAGAACUGUUUGGAGCACCUGAAGAAAACUACCCUCCAUUUGAUCACCUAACAGGUUCUGAUUCUUCCUGGACAUCUGUUUACCCCGAAUACUGGACGAGAAACAACGUAUGCGAGUGGCUACAAUUUUGUUGUGAUCAAUACAAACUGGAUGCCAACUGUAUUUCAUUUUCCCACUUUAACAUCAAUGGCCAACAACUGUGCGGCAUGACCCAAGAGGAGUUUCUAAAUGCUGCAGGCAUUUGUGGUGAAUACCUGUAUUUCAUCCUACAAAACAUCAAGGCUCAUGGUGUCUCCUUCUUUCAUGACAAUGAAGAUACAAAGUCGUCUGAAAAAGAUUAUAUUGAUAAGGCAUGUUUGAGGACAGGGGGCAUCAAGAGCGAAGAGUUUCAAAGUCACAGCAGAACAAGUCUACAGAGCUCUCACUUGUGGGAAUUUGUAAGAGACCUCCUCCUGUCUCCUGAGGAGAACAGUGGUAUUCUGGAAUGGGAAGACAGAGACCAAGGCAUCUUUCGAGUUGUUAAAUCAGAUGCUCUAGCAAAGAUGUGGGGGCAAAGAAAGAAAAACGAUAGAAUGACCUAUGAAAAACUAAGCAGAGCACUCAGAUACUAUUAUAAAACUGGUAUUUUGGAACGAGUGGACAGGAGGUUAGUGUACAAGUUUGGAAAGAAUGCACAUGGAUGGCAAGAGAGCAAGCUAUGAAAUACCCGUUUGCUUCAGACUCACUGUCAAAUAUGCAACAUGACGUCACCAAGGGAAGCUCUUUGCAGGACCUCUCUAGAUUCAUAACUGGAUAAAAUAGCAGCAAUAGACUUUGAGGACUGUAUUGGGGAAUUCACUGUUCUCCAUAUUUUUUGGACUAGCAUCAUCAAAUGCUUGACACUUAUCAAAAUAACACCCAAAAACUGCUCCGUAGACGUAUACCAUACUCUGGGGCUAUAUAUGCAGCAUUGUUCCCAAUGCCAAGAGCAGCAGUUUGCCAGUCAGGGCUCCCCAGACCAUCUUCUAAACUGUGCAGGAAUUUGUAACUCACAUUUUAUGCAGUGAGAUCAAUGAGGGAGCAAGAAAGUAGAAAGCCUGCGGCAAAUGCAGUUACACCAGAAAAUGUGAAGAAGAGACACCAUAUUUCCAACCUAUCCAAGUCAAUAAGAAAGUACAAUGAACUUAGCUAUAUAUCAGAUUCCCUCGCUGAAUCCACAGUUCUGUCACUUUUAAAAAGCCAAACCCAUAGAUUUCAAAAGAACACAUGCUUGAAAACUAAUUUCAAAAUGAGCCCAUAUAUUUAUCAAUUUUUAUCAACUCCCUUCCCCCAUUUCUGGUGCUUCCAUCACUGUAUGCACUUUAGUGCAAAUAGUUAUCACUUGUUUAUACUCUGUUAGUGGGCUGGUUGGUUAUAGUAAGUCAAAUACUAUCUGACUGCAUAUUGUCCUACAUUCGUUUUUAUGGAGUGGAGUAUAUUGAGCAUGGGGAUGGCAGAAUAUAAAUAUUUUAAAUAAAUUAAAUAAAAAAAUAAAAUGAGGGUCUAUUUUGUCACACAAACAGACAGACACACAUUUUGGAAUUUGUGAAAGCAAAUACUGUGGUUCUGGUCAAAGAAUAAUGAAAAAUAAGUUUGUGGGAACACUGCUAUAAUCUAGUGGAAUAGUGCUGAAUCAUGUUGUUGUUU